Messenger RNA from Filobasidium floriforme, 822 nucleotides. RefSeq lists its product as uncharacterized. Lineage: Eukaryota; Fungi; Basidiomycota; Tremellomycetes; Filobasidiales; Filobasidiaceae. The record is from RefSeq and is a predicted model, not a curated record. The transcript is spliced from 4 exons. The coding region runs from base 1 to 822 and encodes 273 amino acids.
AUGUCACAACCCUAUUCCCGACCCUUAACGCCAACGGCGGUCAUCAUUCGAAAAACUCAACCCAUCUACCUCCCCCUGGCCCUCCUCUUCCUGGUAUUCACCGUUACAUCUGGACCGGAUUCCAAGUUUUGGUGGGUCAAGCUCGAGACGAAACAGUUUGGAGUGAUCAAUGUUGGAGCGCUGGGGAUAUGUGACCUGAAAGCAUGUGGAGCGACGGGAAUAGGCUACGCUGUCGUCAUCGUCCUCUCGCUGGUUUUAUGGUCGAUCCACCUGUUCUUCAUCUUCAACAUCCACGUUAUUGUCGGCCAAUAUCGACGGACAGGGUGGUUGGUCUGGAUCUUUCCUCUUAUUAUCACCAUCUUGAUCGGAUGCUUGCUCGCCGGGGAUAAUCUCAUCGUAUCCGACUUGCGGAAAGAACCCGGGAUCGUCGAGGUCACCCGGAUGCCCAGCUUUUGGCUUAACAUCCCUGCAUUCAUCUCAUCCUUCAUCUGGUUCUUCUUGUCGUGGGAUCUCCACCGCCUGGCAAAAAUCUCCACAGACCCAAAUCUUGCUGCAAAGAAAGCUGCAAUCGAGAAUGCGCUCAACAGUCGUCGACAAGGUUCAGAGAGGCCGGCUGAGAGCGGAGGUUGGGGAAUGUUCAAACCGGCGCAAACAGCGUCAGACGAAACAAAAGGGGCAAGUCUGGGCGGAUGGGGUUUGCCUAGUAUGCCUUGGGGCGCGCAAGAGGCGAAACCGGCGUCUUCGACGUAUCAGGACAGCGCGCCGGCGGCGUCUUUGCUCGGAUCAAUGUGGCCAGGCAGAGCAUCGCAUGCAGUCGUGUAG